Messenger RNA from Cherax quadricarinatus, 4513 nucleotides. RefSeq names its product probable ATP-dependent RNA helicase DHX34. NCBI's taxonomy places the organism in Eukaryota, Metazoa, Arthropoda, Malacostraca, Decapoda, Parastacidae. Gene Ontology annotation, cellular component: intracellular anatomical structure. The record is from RefSeq and is a predicted model, not a curated record. Gene Ontology annotation, molecular function: RNA binding; helicase activity; ATP binding. Gene Ontology annotation, biological process: nuclear-transcribed mRNA catabolic process, nonsense-mediated decay.
UUCAAGGAAUAAGUACAAAGAUUGGCAAGAAGAAAAUGCUGAAAAGAACUUAGGAAAUGGAUUAUUAAAAGGUAAAAAAAAAUACAAGUUAAAAUAUUGAUAUAAUAGAGGAAAGUGUAAAAUCAUUUCAGUAAUCAUCAUCAUUUAAUCAUGGGUCACUCCAAGAGAGAGAGAUCAUCUUCUGGAUCUCCUUUUCGGGAGAAGAAAAGGAAAAGGGAGAAACGAAAGCAUAAAGAGAAACACAAGAGAAAGAAAUAUUUAAAAGAAAAAAAAGAAAAAUUGCAUAGAAAACAUUCUUCAAGAAGUUCAUGCUCGUCAAGAAGUUCUAGUUCAGAUUCUGAAUUUAGAUCACGGUAUUCUUCAGAACAUAAAAACAAAGACAGUAAAAAGACUAAAAGGCAGGUAUACGAAAGAAGAUCAAAUUCCUCUGACCGACCAAAAUCUAAGUCUCCGCUAAGACUGAAUACUGAGAGUGGAGCAAUGUCUGCUGAUCAGUCUGAAUCCAAAUCUCCACGUGGGCAGAGUGUAAGAGGUGGAGAAAGUUCUUGUUAUCAUUCACAGUCCAGAUCCCCUAAACAUCUUGUCAGACAAAGAUCAAGAUCUCCAUCUCCUUGUCAGACUUACCUUGGUAAGGAUAUACUAAGGACAGAGACAGAAAUCUUUAAAAGUGAGUUUGAGAUGCCUAAAUCAGCCCUGCAUCUUUCAACUCUUAAUAGUGAAGCUUAUUCACAGCCAUCCAUUGUACCUCAAGAUAGAAACUUGGACAGUGACAAUGUAGAUUCGGAAGAUGAACUUAUGUUUGACUGGGAGAACCAUCGCUCUGAACUUAAUCAAAUGUUUUUUCGAGAUGAAGAUGUUAUUAAAAGGGGGAGUGAGGAAUAUUUUGAUUUCUGGAAGUUUCUUAAAAAGUACCAUGGAUUGCAAAAACAGAAGAAGAUUCGGGAAAUGUGCAGUAGUAAACCCAGUAGAGGCAGUAGUGAAGGGCGAAGUGUGAGUUUACUUUAUCAGUUGCCACUUCAAUAUGACAAAAGAUACAACAUUAACUUUGCCCUCAAUUUUAAGGAUAUUGAUGAUUUGCAAAGAAGGUUACCACCACAAGAUUUAGAAGAUGGCAAAAAGCGACUCUCCAGGAAGAAGCUUGUUGAAAUUAAAUUCAUUAUUUUACUGUAUCUUGAUUUCAUGCAAAAGCAAAGAUUUGAAAAGCUGAAAAAACUACGGAGUUCACAGGCUAACCUUCCCAUUGCAGAACACAAGGAAGAGAUCAUUUCUACAGUUAAAAAAAAUAAUGUUGUGAUAAUUGCAGGUGACACUGGAUGUGGUAAAUCUACACAGGUUCCUCAGUACCUGCUCUCAGCGGGAUUUUUGAACAUAGCUUGUACACAGCCGCGACGCAUUGCCUGCAUAUCCUUAUCCAAGCGUGUUGCCUAUGAAACCCUAAAUGAAUUUGGCUCAAAAGUCGGUUACCAAAUUCGAUUUGAGAAAAAUAAAACUGAACAUACAAGGAUAGUUUUUUUAACAGAAGGACUUCUUCUGAGACAAGUGUCUGUAUGUAGCUCACUUUCUAUGUAUGAUGUUAUAAUUCUUGAUGAAAUUCAUGAACGUCACCUUGAUACAGAUUUUCUCCUAGGGGUCAUGAAAUGUUUGUUAAUGCAGCGGAAUGAUGUUAAAGUUGUGUUAAUGAGUGCUACCAUAAAUAUCGACCUCUUCCAUAAUUAUUUCAUGGGCAAAGCUCCUGUGAUUCAAGUACCAGGUAGAUUGUACCCAAUUAAACUGCAGUAUUUUCCAAUUCCAACUAUCGAGCAAGCCAGUAAAAGAGAGAAAAUUAAUCCUGCACCAUAUGUUCGAAUUCUUCAGUUGAUAGAUAACAAAUAUCCAGAUAAUGAAAGAGGCGACUUGCUGAUCUUUCUGAGUGGUAUGAGUGAGAUAUCAACAGUUGUAGAAGCAGCCAAGAUUUACGCUUCGCAAACAAACAGAUGGAUUGUCCUGUCUCUGCACAGUACCCUCUCUGUUUCUGAACAAGAAAAGGUUUUUGAUGUUCCACCAGAGGGUGUACGGAAAUGCAUCGUUUCUACGAACAUCGCUGAAACAUCAGUGACUAUUGAUGGUGUUCGAUUUGUUGUUGACUCUGGGAAAGUAAAGGAAAUGAGUUAUGAUUCUCAGUCUAAGAUGAGGAAAUUGAAAGAGUUUUGGAUAAGUCAGGCUUCAGCAGAACAAAGAAAAGGAAGAGCUGGUCGCACUGGUCCAGGAACUUGUUUUCGUUUAUACUCUGAACAGGAGUAUUCUUCUUUUUCCCAGUACAGUACUCCUGAGAUAAAGCGAGUGCCUCUAGAUUCUCUCAUCCUUCAAAUGAUUUCCAUGGGGCUACCAAAUAUCAGACUCUUCCCAUUUAUUGAGCCUCCAACCAUAGAAAGUUUAGAGAAUUCCUUAUGUGCUCUAAAAUCUCAGGCAGCAGUUACAGACGCAGAAGAAUUGACUACCAUUGGCAAACUUCUGUCACAGCUGCCCAUGGACGUGAGCCUGGGCAAGAUGCUGAUCAUGGGUUCCCUCUUUCAUCAGGUUGAACCAGUGCUAUCACUCUCGGCAGCCAUGAGUGUACAGAGUCCUUUCACAAAUCGAGCUCAUCGAGAUCCUGAAUGUGUGGCUUCGAUCAAGAGCCUUGAAUCUGAUCAUGGAGACCCCUUUACACUUCUUGCUUCUUACAGGGAAUGGUUAUCUGUCAAGCAUGAAGGUCAUGAAAACUCUCGCAAGUGGUGUAGAAGACGUGGAUUAGAGGAACAACGCUUCUAUGAAAUGACCAAAUUGCGGCAUCAAUUUGCUCAACUUCUACAUGAUUCAGGGCUACAAGAUAUUGCUGGCUGUUCUCGUGCUCAUUUAACAAGUGCAGAGCGAGCUCAGAGGAGUGGACAGUUGAGACAACUUCGUGAACUGAAGAGGGAAUUACACAAAGAGAGACCCCGGAAAACCAAGGUCCUCAAAGUGUUCCAAGGAGAAAGUGUUCCAAGUGAUGAUGAGGAUGUUCGAACUGACAUUAAAGAUGUAGACUUUAGGAUAAAAAAUGAUCAGAAGCAGUUGCAGGACAUAUACCAAAGUUCUACUGUGCAAUCUUAUAAGGAUAUGAUAAUGCUGAAGAUCAUCCUUUGUAGCGGACUUUACCCAAAUGUGGCAAUUGCUGAUGAACAUAACAAUUACAAACCUGGGUCAGAACAGCUCUUUCACACAUCCUCAAAGCCAUUUGCAGCUCUUCACCCAAACAGUGUGUUUGCAAGCCACCCAGAGGUUCUCCAGGUUGUAGACUCAGACAUAAUAGAGCUGCCAGGAUUCACAGCAAGACAUCCCGCUAGCACUAAGCACCAGCUACUGGCUUAUGUAUCUUUACUGGAGACUAACAAGCCAUACCUUGUUGAUACCUUAAGGGUUCCUGCUGCUCAAGUGUUGCUUCUGUUUGGUCACAACUUAGACAGUAAUGCUGAUCUAACUGUAAUAGCAUGUGAUAACUUUAUUGAGCUUAAAUUUCCAGAUGCUAUGUCAGCUCAAAACCUUGUGUUUCAAGCAGUACAACUUCGUCUCAAGUGGAAACAUUUACUUGACCUCAGAAUUCGGGCCACUACACCUUCAAUUGAAAACCAAGACAGACUCAUAACAGAGGCAAAUAGAUUAGAAAAGGAUCUCAUGGUGGGUCUAGUUGACUUUUUCUUAACAGAAACAAUUUACUCAAAACGUCGCCUUCUUGCUGCGGAUAUCAAAGUUCUCCACAAAGGUCCGGGACCAGGUGAUUGUAUCUUAAGUGAAAAUCCAUUCAGUGACUGUGGUGGGGAGCCAUGUCGGUUCAAUGAUAUUAAAGGUGGAGUUGACUUGACAGAUUUUUUCACUUACAAUUGCCUGCUUGAUACCGAAUGUACUGUUACCACCAUCACCACUUAUGAUACUGUGUGUCCAUAUUGUGACCAGGAGUUCCACCUAACUACCCUUGAUCGUCUUGCACACAUGGCACAGUGUUUAAAACAUACCAUGCAGUCCUCAACAGCAGCAGAUGACAAGGUUGAAGAUGGGAGUGAUGGAGAUCCCACAAAGAAAAAGUAUGUAUGUGAUAUUUGCAAUAGGACUAUAUGGUUGAGUAUUAAGGAUAUUUUUAGGCACAAAAAAUCACACAUGGCUUGAUAUAUACAGGCUUUGUGAUAUGAUAGUCAAAUUCUGUUAUUCCAAGCCCAGUUAAAUAAAAAGUUUGAUAUCCAAAAUAUUUCAAAAUAGAUAAGCUGAUAUUUCCUGUUUUUAGCUUAACCCAUAAAAAAAAAAAAAAAAUCUAAUUUAAAUAUGGAACAACAUAUUUUAUUUGGAUAAGAUAUCCAGGAAUUGUAAGUUCUGUACCCAAUAAAUAUUUUUUUACAUUAUCUUAUUGUAUUUAAACUAUGGGCUUGUUGAGUGAUACUGAUUUAUGGUGUAAAAAAUUGUUUGUUACUAGAUAAUACUUGCAGAAGAUUGCAGCUGCUGUAAUACAAUAAAUACAUCUACCAUG